AUGGACUUGUCCCAUGAUCUGCCUGAUCUCAUGGAUAAUGAGGAUGAUGCCCCAGCAGUCGAUAUCAUUUCCUCUGGGCUCAAGGAUCUUCUCAAAGGAAAAGAAAGUCCUUUAGUCAACUACAACGACGUGUUCCAUCACCUCCAGGCAAGACGUCGCCUCAAACCGUUGGUGGGAUCCGAGUCGGAUGAGGACGAGGCUCCUGCUGCUCAGACAUCACUUGCGACCACUGUCGAAGUUCUUCGACACUCGGAGGAUCCCGAACUCGAGGAUCCAGGAUCGCAGGAAGGUAGUUCAGAUGACUUCAACUCCGACUCUGGCUCGGAAAACUCAGAUGACGAAGAGUCCGAGCACCCUGGUGAGUUCCUACAAGAGUUUGAAGACGGGAAUGUCCAAGAAUUAUCCCUCGAGUCUGCAGCGGAUGUCUGCCUUGACAUGGAUGCUGAAGAUCUUGCCACACUUGACCGAGAUGUUGACUUGGAGCAUGAACAUGACUCAGAUUUGGACACUGAUGAAGAAGGAGGCUUUGUUUAA
Messenger RNA from Cyclocybe aegerita, 534 nucleotides. NCBI's taxonomy places the organism in Eukaryota, Fungi, Basidiomycota, Agaricomycetes, Agaricales, Hemipholiotaceae. The record is from the annotation of a GenBank genome assembly.